Syngnathus acus (greater pipefish) is the source of this 451-nucleotide messenger RNA. RefSeq names its product LYR motif containing 7 (gene lyrm7). Bases 122 to 436 code for a protein of 104 amino acids. The transcript has 5 exons. The record is from RefSeq and is a predicted model, not a curated record. Gene Ontology annotation, biological process: mitochondrial respiratory chain complex III assembly. Lineage: Eukaryota; Metazoa; Chordata; Actinopteri; Syngnathiformes; Syngnathidae.
UAUCGCUUCUGAGAGGCGGAGCUCGCUGACAGCUGAUUGGUUGCUUUCUAACGUCACUGCAAAAUUUGCUCUGAUUGGUCUUUGACAUAUCGAAGGCGGAAGUAAACGCCAAUAAGUCAAAAUGGGUACUCGCGUGAAGGUCUUACGCGUGUUCAAGUCUUUGCACAGAACGAGGAUGGCUGUGUUCAAAGAUGACGAGAGAGCACUGACAGCUGCAAAGUCAAAAAUCAACGAGGAGUUCUGUAAAAAUAAACAUGAAUCGUCAGAAGAAAACAUUGAGAAGAUGAUCCAAAUGGCCUCAGAUGUGGAAACAGUCCUACGCCAGGGCGUCCUUCAAAUGGAGCACGUUGACAACGGAAGACUCUUGCUUCGACCCAGAGAGGAUCUUCUAUUAGAAAAUGUUCCCUAUUGUGACCAGCCCAGAAAAAAGUCAUGACAGGACAACUGAUAA